CAUAGAUUUUUCCGAUACGAAAUUUCUGCCAAAAUCCAAAACUAGUUUUCUGCAUUCUUUUCAAAGAGAAAAUAGAGUAAGUGUGGUUCUCGCCGGUUCGCUGCGUUCGAUGGUUUCCGGGGUUUGAGGUACCGCUACGCCGGAAAGGUACGUCCGAGCUCUUCGUGUUGCCGCCUUCCUACUCCGACUCUGCCUCCCCUCUCCCCGCCGUGACUCUCAGAAAGUUUUCCCUUUCCCUGCCUCCCGGCACGACUCCUCUUCCCCCAACUCUCUACAGCCGCUGCCGCCUCUCCUUCGUCUAAUCUCGAUUCAUAUAUGGCAAAGUGCAAUCCAUGUCGUCAGCGACUAGAUCCAAGUCUCUCCAUGCCUCAUCUUUGGCCAGCAACAUCAGAUCGAGCUUGCAUGUUGCCUCACCAGUCGAUGAUUCCUCUGGCCUCAGCUUCUCUCCUACUCUCGUUGAAAUUGCCAGCCUCAAGGACGGCAUUUCCUCCUUAUCAGUAUCGACCCCAAGCUUUCCCUAUCGCCACCACUCGCCGGAGAGGGGCGCCGCCGGCGCUAGUCAAAGCCCCAAUUUUGGGAGAACGAUGAGGCGGUUCUCGAGGGGGAAAACUUCCGCCACGGAGCUGGUCAAAGGCUCGAAGCAGUGGGGGAGGGGGAAAAGGCCAGAGAGCGGGCGGAGGAAGAAGAAGAAGAGGCGAAAGCCAUUUUAUUAUAUUGGGCUGUAACCGGUAUUCAAUUAACCGAGUGGGUAACC
Molecule: messenger RNA, 754 nt
Organism: Linum trigynum
Lineage: Eukaryota; Viridiplantae; Streptophyta; Magnoliopsida; Malpighiales; Linaceae
Source: the annotation of a GenBank genome assembly